UACAGUUUACUAGUGGUUUUGGCUGUAUUGCGUGAUGUUGCAGAAUACAAGAUAAUCUUAGUGGAAAGGCUGCAUGAAUUGAAUCUCAAUCAGUUGAAUUUCCUUCACAGGCAAGAGGUCUCAUGGCUGAAACUCUGGACAUGCUUGCACAGAAGGGAAAGUUUCAUCUUUCUUGUGAACUUCAGGGCAAGUUGGCAUCCAGAGGAUUCACUGAUAUUAUCAGCAGAAGUGCGAAUGGUGCUUUUAUACAGUGUAUGGAUCCUAAGGACGCAGUAUCAUUUCUGUUGUCUAAGCCUGAAACUAUUUUAAGUCAUACGAAGUUCCUUCUUUGUCAUCUGACUUCAUUGAAUGAAGAAAGCUUGGUACACAUUGCUCGAGUUCUGGACCCAUCUCGUCCUUCAUUUAGAUCCUUGGCAAGUAAAGUGAGACCUCCAAGGCAAAGAACUGCAUCUGGAAGCUCAAUCAGCUCAGUAAUUUCUCUUGAAAGUACUGCCAGCUUCGGACAGGAGGAUCAUAAGCAACCUUCCCUGCAUGAUCUGAUUGAGCUGUUUUUAUGUUGUCUUUUGGUUUUAAAUCAUCUCAGAGAUGAUAAGUUGGAUGCCGAUGCAAGAGUUGCAGCAUUAAAGUGCAUUACUGGUGGAGACCAAGCUUCUGAAAAUGGUCCAGGAAGGAAGAGGGAAAGUACAGUGGAGUUCCUGUGCAGGCCUGUCAGGUUGUCCUGUGGUCAACAACACACAGCUGUUGUUAGUUCAUCAGGAGAUGUUUACACAUGGGGAAGGUCGCAAAAAGGAAGAUUGGGUCAUGGAGAUUUAAUUGAGGAAGAAGGAAAAUCCGUUCCUUUUCGAGUUGAAAUUCUCCACAUGCACAGGAUUAACGUGUUGUCAGUGGCUUGUGGAAUGGAACAUACGUUGGCUCUCUGCAGUGAUGGGGUGUAUUCUUGGGGAUCAUCAGAGUAUGGACAGCUUGGCCAAGGAGACACACAGCAACAGACAAGGCCUGUCUACAUUACCGAGCUAUCGGACAAGAAAUGUAUAGCAGUUAUGUGUGGAUAUUAUCACUCCAUGGCUCUGUCAGCAGAUCACCGGGUGUGGUCAUGGGGAUGGGGAGUCCAUGGACAGUUAGGAGUGGGUAGUAUUGAAGAUGCACUCCUGCCAACUCAUGUGCAAGCACUUGAUGAGUAUCAAGUGACCAAACUAGCUGCUGGGUAUUCACACAGUGCAGUACUUACAGCUCAGGGACAAAUCCUCACAUUUGGAGGAGGACUGUAUGGUCAGUUAGGACUGGGAACCAACAGUAAGCAGACACUUCCAGUGCUUGUAGACACUUUGAAGAAUGAGAAACUUUACUUGAUUUGUUGUGGAUCAUUUGAAACUCUGGCUAUCACAGAAGACCAGAAAAUUUUCAACUGGGGAAGAAGUCCACACUUAUUUAGAUAUUACAUGAGACAGGAGUAUCGAUCAAAACGUUCUGCACAGACAUCGCUUCCUUCCAAUGCAGUAUCACACAGAUUACUGCCUGUGAGAUUGGAUUGUACUUUUUCAUCACGAAUAAAAGAUGUGUGUUGCGGCAAUUGGCAUUACAUGGUAGUUAUGGAGUCUGGUCAAGUUUACAGCUGGGGAUAUGAUGAUUAUGGACAACUGGGACUUGGUGGGAAAACGGAACCACAGAUGACCCCCAGACUACUUCACAAGCUCUCGAACAAGAGCAUUACUACUGUAAGUGUUGGUGCAGAGUUUUCUGUUGCUAUGGAUACAGCUGGAUAUGUGUGGGUAUGGGGGCGAACUGACUCAGGGCAGCUUGGUUUAGAUUUUGGUACCACUGGUGUUGGCAAGAAGGAAGUUUCUGUGCCUUGUCAGUUGACUAGUCUACCCCCUAUGAAUAGAAAGGCCUCCAUCUCAAGUGAGGUACAAUUUUUCAACUUCCAUUUCAUUAUUUUUUUCAAAUUUCACAGAAUCUGGUUAAUUGUGAGGCAAGUGCUCAUGCCAGUACAAAUUACUUUGCUACUCUGUUACAGUGUAACGUAUUUGAUCGUCUUUAUGUCUUGGAGUAGCAUCUUUAUUUCACUCUUCUUCUUCAGGCACAGUUUGGAUAUCAGGGAUUUUCUUGCAGCUGCAGUUAUUUAUGAAACUGUGGGUGACUGGCCACAGGUUCUUGGCUACAGUUUAAGAUUUCUUAAUGAUUGUUACACUUCUAUAUCUUGUGAUGGAAUGAGGGACAAACUCCUUUCUUCAGCUUUUGACAUCCUAAAUCAUGUAAUCAGAAAAUUCACAGAAUCCCAAAUGAAUGAUGAACAAUCAACACAACAGACUGUAUGGCUACUACAAGAGGUUUUACAGUUUUGGAAUCACAACAAUCUCCCAUUUGAGAGUUUGGAGGGUUUUUUUCUUGAGAAUUUAGAUAUCCUUGGCUAUGCUCUCAGCUUAUUGUUGAUCAGAGAUCAUUUCCUUUCUUCACCAAACAAAGAUGCUCAAGAGUCAGGUUCUGCAGAAAUUAGUAACACAGGCGAAACAAUGCCACCAAAGUUUAGUGUUGAAUUUUUCAACAAAGUUGUAACUCAUGUGGUUCAUCAGCUACAAGAGGAUGAUUUGGGUGAAGAAUAUGCCUCAGAUUUAAAAUCUAUUCUUGCAAGGUACAGCAGUACAGAGGAUUCUACCAGAGCAAAAGAUGGAAUAUUUGCCCAGCCAUUUGCACAUCUAGAUGCAGGCAUUCGACUACAAGACUUCCAUGCAGCGCAGAAACACCUCUGGCAAGAGAUCUUAGUCAAUAUCAAAAAAGAUUUGGAAAAACAUCCAUAUAUUGCUUUAUCCAUGACUGCUGCAGCUACCAUAGCAUCUGCGGCAGUUUCUCAACAAAGAGGGUGGACCGGAGAGGGAGAGUUGAUCACUGAAGUACAACUGCAAGCUGAUGUUGUUUUAUUUACUUGUAACCAUCAUUUUCCAAGAGUGUAUUUCCAGGAGUUCAUUUUGCCAGAAUUUCAGCAACGAAUGUCAGAGUUGGUUAUGCCUUUGAAGCAUACCACGAAACUACUGUUGAAGUUUUACUUGAGGCAAGAAGGUUUCUUGCCAACGGCCUGCCCUAUCUGUGUGUAUAACUCCAUCAGAAUAGAACAGAUGGAAAUUGUGGCAGAACAAAGUGGAAAUAAUGAAAACAUGCCAACCAGGCCCUGGGAUAUUUGAUGUCAAGACAAGAUUCUUGUUUUGUUUUUUACUCUUCACUGUGUCAGAAUUUAAAAAUUGACCUUGAUCAAGUGUACCCCAUGAAGUCUAUUUAUUACCUCAUUAUUAAGUUGCAUUAGAGGCUGACUCUCACUUAACAGAGAAAAAAAAUGAAGACUGGUGUUGAAUUCAGGAUUAUCAUAAUUAUCUUUAUUAAAAUAAAAUUAUUAUUGGUGCAAAUUUUUAGCUCAAAAUAUUUUUUUUAGCCUUCGGUACCUUAAAAAAUCAGCAAUUAAUAUUUGAAAGUUACAAUUUUUAGUUCAAUUCUACAAAUUAAAAGGUGACAUUAUUGAAAUAUUUUUCUGUAGGAUCACACAAAUUUAUUAGAAAGACAAGAAAGGAUUAACAUAAUAAUAAUUUUGCAUCCUACUCGUGAGUAGAUUUAAACUAAAAGAGGUCAUAUGUCAUUAUUGUUGUAUCUUUGUUUAUGAAAUAGUUGUUACACAUCCAGUGAAAAAUCAUCAUCUUAUAGAGGCCACAAAAUGUAAUGAUAUAAAAUAAACCAGGAGAUACAUAGAGAAAAGACAGCAAAUUUACAUUUACCAGUAACUUAGUAAAAGAUUACAACUUGCAGUUACACACAA
This is a messenger RNA of Stylophora pistillata, 3799 nucleotides long. RefSeq lists its product as uncharacterized. NCBI's taxonomy places the organism in Eukaryota, Metazoa, Cnidaria, Anthozoa, Scleractinia, Pocilloporidae. The record is from RefSeq and is a predicted model, not a curated record.